AUUUCAGACAUGGGUGAUGUACGAUCUUCAAAACGAGAACGGAAAUCGCUGAUUAUGGAGGACUAUGUUACUACUGAUAGCUUCAACUACGACGAUGAAGAUUAUGAGCCACCGUCGAAAAGGACACAGAAACGAUCCAGCCUUACAAAACGAAAUUCAAAAAGCAAAACUCCGGAGGUUGGCAAAGCUCCACGAAAGCAGACGGAGCACUUCACGCCUGAAGAAAGUCAAGCCGUUUUUCGUUUCAUUUUAAGCUGUGUUAGAAGCAAAGCGCCUGGAACGGAAGGCCGUGUUGCAAAGAGAAAAUUUGAGACUAGCAACAAUGAAGUCUGGGAAAAGUGUCGGGAAGUAGUUGGAGAUCAUCGAGAUGUUAUUGCUUAUCGCAAUCACUACAACUUCUUCUCAAAAAAAUUGCACGAAUUCCGAUUCUUGACACUGGAGGAGAAAGUUGAUCUUUAUUAUGCAAUGGAUAUCAGAGUUGACAAGUCAUAUCAUCAAAAACUUAUCGAAGAGUUUGGUGUUGAGUUUGAUCAUCAAGGUGUCAUAAUUGGUAGCACUCUACUGACCCACUGGGACAUUGUUCAUCCGGAUAGUGAUCCAGAGGAAACUGAAUUGUCUAUGGCUCCACAUCGCAGAAAUUGGAAAGCUUUCACAGAGUUUGAAGACGGAAUCAUGUGGCAAUUUGUGGCGGAUGAUAUCAACGCGGGAAUCGUUCGUGAGAGUUACACUAGAAAUGUUUGGGAAGAGUUCAGGAGAAGAUAUGCAUCGACGAGUAAUAUCAAGCGUUCUCCAGAGACAUAUCGUGGGAGAUUUCUCCGCAUUCUUGUUCCCAACUUACACAUAAUGCCGUUUGACGUGAUGACGAAAGCAGUGUUCUAUCAGCAUCUUGGACAGCCUGUUCCAUUGGAAUAUCGACACAUCAUUCGAAGCGCAAUAGAUGCAAAAGUUGAUCACACUGGAAUGAUCACUCUGAUUCGUGACCGCCCGGAGCGCAUAUUUCUUCAGACGGAUGUCUAUCAAGAUAUCAUUGGUAUCACUUCAACUAAAAAAGGAUCCACGCUGAAAAGUAUGUCCAAAGAGUUGGACUUAGUUCCGUAUACACCAGAAGAGAACAAUACGAUUUGGGACUAUAUUCUUACAAAGGCACGUGGACCAGGAAAAACUCAACGAAUUAAGGAAAAAAUGACCGGAUGGAUCUUCUGGCAAGAGUUUUUGGAUGUGGUUCAUACCAAACGAACGUGGAAGAGUUUGAGCCAACAUUUUGUUGAGAAUUUGAUGGAGAAUAUUAUGGGGACCAAGUACGAUCUCAAAGCAAAAAUGGAGCUUUAUUACGCGCUGCGGUGUCCAAUAGAUGAAGAUGUUCUCAAAAAAUUUCAAGAAAUUGCCACUGUAGUGAUUACCAACAAUCGUGUUAUGGCUCAUGCGGUCGGCAAAAACUUUUUUAUCGGAAGAAAAGAGCGUCAAGGAGAUUUUGACGAUUUCGACGAUAAUGCAUCACAAACAGAAAUCAAACUUACCAAUCAUAAUAUUCGGACAUUUAUGGAUAAUGUAGCAGGCUCCAUUGGCUCGAGUACUAAAGCUGAAAAUGCUGUUGCGGAAACCUCCAAAAAUAGCAUAAAGUACCCAUAUGUGCCGCAACAGUCUCGCCCACGUGGAUAUUAUAAAAUGAAAAAGUUACCAGCAAGGAGUAAUGGAUCAGCAACAGGAAGUUCUAAUGAUGAAUUGAGCGCAAUAUAUACGCACGAACGCAACUUGGAUGCUCUUAGGGAUGAAGAUGAUUCAGAUGAACACUUGGAACAUUUGAUGCCGACUCCAAAUCCAACCUCCACAAAACCUGCGCAGAUAUUGGGCGCCGUUGCGAGACCAUCCGAGAAUCCCGGUACAUCCGCACAAAGCCCCCAAAGUGUGAAUGUGGCAAAGGUUCAAAGUCGCAAUAUGAAAAAACCUCAAAGCGUGCCUACUGCAACUGAUAUCGGGCUCAAGGAGCCAAAGCCCGAACCUGCUGAGACGCUGGAGAAGGAGAUCAAGCCGGAGAAUGUUGCCGAGAACAUGAGAAGUCCUGUUAAACGAACUGUCAUCAAUGGGCCAUCCGGACGUGUCACAAUUUUACCAAAGGCAAACAUUCGAUCUGUUCCAAGAUCCAACUUGACUUCCGAAACUCAAUCAAUGCGCGGAGCUAACCUGUAUUCUCCAAUGCGGCAAGAAAUCGUACAACCGAAGCUGACUCCAGUGCCAACAAAGCAAGCUCACUUGUCAAAUGCAACAAAACUUGCUCAAAAACAACCGACUGCGUCUAGUGGACCAGCUUACAGUGCUACUGUUAUGUCAACUGCAAAAGAUGCAGAAAUUAAGGUUCCGAAAGAAGAGCCAAUUGAACCUGAGGAGAAAAAGGAAAAGCCGAGCAUGAAUUCUCAGAACAUCAUCAAUUCUGGUAAACCCAUCGCUGAACAAAUUGAGAAGGUUCAAGUGCCUACUGAGAGAAAGCCGCAAAAGUUCAUUGACAAGCAAGCCGUUAAGGAGCCAACAGAGCCACUGUCAACAUCUCGUACAUCUAAGCCUGUGCCAUAUUUUUCAAAUGCCACGAUGGCAGCGAUCUACCAAUCAUUUAGCCCACUUCCAUGCGCAACUCCACCUGUUCAGUUAUGCUAUCGUAUAACUGCCAACGAAGUUACCCGUCGCAAGCAGACCGAGGAGGCCGAGUUUGAAUUGGCGCUCACAACUGCGAAAACACUUACACUCGAACUCCAAGCCAGAAAUGAGGGAGCAUCGACUUCAUCUCCAUCGGGAUUACAAAACAGUGGCCGAUCCGAGGUUGCCAGAAAUAUGGACACCGCAUUUACGGAAAUUGAAGCAAGCAUUCGACUGUUCAAUUCCCGUCUGAAGGAUGUGUCGCAUAAUCUUAAUGACGGACAGCGUGGAGCUUACGCAGACCGAGCAAAUGCUCUAUCGCGGAUGUUCCGAUGCACAACCAAAGACGCAUUGGCAAAACCAAUCUUCGGGAACAAACAAUAAUUUGACUAUUAUGUUUCCCAUAUUACCCUUCACAUCAUUCCAAAACAUCUCGUUUGAUAUUACCGUUUUAUAUUUCUUUUUGACAAGUACAGGUGUGCAUUGAAAUCAUAUCGAGAUGAUUGAUUCAGCAUGCACAUAGUUUUAUAAUUUGUGAAAAUAAACAUUGAAAGCAUACUUGAUAAUGGUAGUCGAAAUAAAAUCAUUGUACUACAAG
Molecule: messenger RNA, 3226 nt
Organism: Caenorhabditis elegans
Lineage: Eukaryota; Metazoa; Nematoda; Chromadorea; Rhabditida; Rhabditidae
Gene: F28H6.4
Product: SPK domain-containing protein
Exons: 13
Coding region: 10-3012 (1000 amino acids)
Cellular component (GO): nucleus
Source: RefSeq, marked reviewed